This is a messenger RNA of Pocillopora meandrina, 6529 nucleotides long. NCBI's taxonomy places the organism in Eukaryota, Metazoa, Cnidaria, Anthozoa, Scleractinia, Pocilloporidae. The record is from the annotation of a GenBank genome assembly.
UGACACUAUUGAUCACCAUGUUGGCCCAAAUUCUGCGUGAUAUGUACGUAGAUCCUGAGCUGCUGGCUGAGCUUCCAGAAGAACAGAAGCAAAUUCUUUUUGUAAAAAUGCGAGAGGAGCAAGUGCGACGAUGGCGUUUACGAGAAGAUGAACUGGAAAAGAAAGAAGCAAUGAAUCCACCAAAACCACGUCCACAGAAAGGUAAGUUUCUACUUGGACUUGCAGUGGUUUUUCCUGAGAAGGGGGGUGGGGGGGUGGGAGGAAAUAUGGGUGUCCCCAUGUGUGUAUUUGUACAUUGCAGUCAAAUGAGUGCAGUGGAAGUAUGGCAGGGUUAUGUUGUGCUUGACUUGAACAUGAAGUUCACUCAUCCUGUCAAACAAACUAAACACACCAUUGUUACAAUGCAUAAAAAAGUCAUAGCAAAUGCAACAGAGAAUUUUUAUAAGAAGUGUCUUUUCUCAGGAGACAGAGUAAAGCUUUAAAGCAAGCAUUUUGAUGUGCAGCUUUGGAGAAAAGUAAUAAAAUAACAUAAUCUCAAUACUGCUUCCUACAAGUCACUAUAAAGUAAUAAUUUGUUAUCAUAAUUGAUUAAUUUGAUUUCCCUCCCCCAGCAAAUGCAAAAUGUGUAGAAUUUUUGAUUGCUGUUGAUGGAAAUCCAUGGGUUUGGGUACUAGGAGAAGAUGAUGAUGACAAACAAGAUUUUGAGGCAGUUUUGAAGAGUAAGUGAAUUAAUAUGCUUCCCUGCUUAAUAUAUACAAAACUUGGCUUGUUUGGAACAACAGCUUGUUUUUAAAAGAAAUAGAACCAUUGCUGACUGUAGAGGUUGCCUUGAGGAGUAGAGUUUUUACUAUUUGUGUAAACUGAAAUUUUUGAACCUGAAGAAGUUGUGAACAGGUAAGAGAUUUUUGGAAGGUUUAUACAUUGUUGGCUGGAAUGCUUAGCCUAAAAAUGGUUCAAGGUCAUUUCGAUACAAAGUCGUUUCAAUUCAAGUCGUUUCGAUACAAGUCAAAGUCGAUCGUUACACAUGUAAAGUUGAUUUGAUACAAACUGAAGUUGUUUCGAUACAGAAGUAAGCUCGAGAAAAGUUCAGUAUUAAUGUUAGUUUUUGUCUUUUAUAUGUAUGGUAAUUUGUUAUUUUCUAUUCAACAAAUUAGCUCAAAUUCAAAUUCGAAUCGACCCAAUUCGAUCGAUCGACGUUGUUGUAAUUUCCAGUUUCCCCACGACCCAAUCGACCGAGUUGUAUUACUCGGUUUCCCCUCGCCCAAAAAGAAAAAACUCUAUGUCCGAUGGGCAGUGAGGAAGGCAGAUUAGGAGGAAGCUGGGACUUUCCAGAGGUAUGGAGGUAAAGGUUUGUUUUAUUUACAACGGAGGUUUAUAUUUGCUCUAGUGAGUAUGUCUUUAAAGGUUCGUUUGGUUCGUUUGGUCAUUUAUGUAUUGUGUAGUAUUCUGUAUCGAAACGACUUGAAGUAACGUGAGUUUGUAUCGAAUCGACUUUACAUGAGUAACGAAUCGACUUUGAUUUAUAUCGAAGCGACUUUGUAUCGAAAUGACCGGAUUCCCUGAAAAUUGUCUUUGGUGACAAUAGCAGAUUUCUCAUGAGUAAUAAAAACUUCUUAAUUCAUUCUCAUCUCCUUCAGUGAAAAGCACUCUUAACUCAUGCUACUUGCGCAGGCUAUUGGGAAGUGAUAAAAAGCAAGGAUUAUUUUAUUUCAAACUGCUCUGUACUUUCAGCUAUAAUAAUGUCACUAUCAACAAUUUUUUAGAGAAGGAAUUAGAAGCUCUGGCUGAAGAUGAAAAGAAGGCAAAAGAACUUGCACAUAAAGAAAUGGAAGAGAUAAAAAGAAAGGAACUUGAGAGGCAGGAGGAAGAAAGGAAACUGAAGGAAGAAGAGGCGAGGUUGGCCAGGGAAGCGGCUGCAAGAGAAGCUGAAAAGAAAAGACUUGAAGAGGUCAGGAAAGAUGCAAACUCAGGGUUUAAUAACUUUGCGAAGUCUACUUAUAGUAUGUUUUCAUAACAUGUAGUUAUGUUUCGUCAGCUCACUUGUUCUUGGCUAUCAUCUUCUUUUUUCGUACUUUGCAGUCCCUUUUUAUCAAAUGAGUUGCAGGAUCUUUUUGGUAAUUCAUAAUCUUGGGUUGGCUUUGGGAGAAUAUUAAGGCUGAUGCUUAUUUAUAUGCACAAUUGGUUACUGUAUAAAUGACUGUACAUACAUGAAAAUCAUAUAUGUGAACUGCGGUUGAAGAAACGAAUAUGGAAGUGAUCCUCGCAGUUCUGAACACUACUGAAGUAGUAGUGAAAAUAGGGCCAAAAAAAAAUUUAAGGCCCGUGCGGGAUUUGAACCCAUGGCCUCUGCCCAUGACCCAUGACCUCUGCAAAACCGGUUUCACCGAGGUCAUAGGUUCAAAUCCCGUACGGGCCUGAAUUUUUUCAGGCCGUAUUUUCUCUACCACUUCAGUAUGUUCAUAACUGCGCGGAUCGCUUCCAUAUUCGUUGAUUACUGUAUGUUUAAGCUUCUUUAAGAACUCUUUUCCUUGAAGAACCACCACUUUUAAAUUACAGUCGCAUUUUACGUUGUUUAGGAAAGGGGGUUUUUUUGGAUGCAAUUUUAUUUGUCGUCAAUAAGUUUUUUUUUUUUUUUUGAGGGAAAUAAGAAGCAUCGCUCUCAGCAUUUGCCUGUUUUAGACCAAACGAAGUGAUUUAUUUCAUGUUGAUGCCACAGGAAGCAAGACUAGCUGCUAAAAAAGCGGAAGAACUGAGGAAGGAGGAGGAAAGGAAACGUCAAGAAGAGGAGAGAAAGAAAAGAGAAGAGGAAGAACGCAGGAGAGCAGAGGAAAGAAGGAAAAAGGAGGAGGAGGAAAAGAGACAAGCUGAGGCAAGAGAGAAAUGGAAGGCAGUUGAAGAAAAACGAAAAGCCGAAGAAGAGAAGAGAAGAAUUGAAUUGGAGAAAAGAAAGCAAGAGGAAGAACUCGCUCGAAAGAAAGCAGAAGAGGCUGAAAGAAGAGCUGAAGAAGAGAGAAAAGCAAGGGAAAGAGCUUUGGAGGAGGCAAGAAGAAAGAAGCAAGAGCAGGUGACAAGAUUUCUUUUGGUUUUAAAUUGUUACUAUGUUUGAUAUUUGAAUUCACAGUCAAAUACCUUUCCCUAGGGAAGAAACGUAUAGUAUUACUUUUUGGAACUCCUUCCAUUCAUUUCCCAUUUUUUUUUUAUGAAAGUCGUUACGCAUUUUCAAGCCACAAGUGAUUACCUACGCAUCAACUUCACCAGACAAUCCGACUCAAAAGCCCUUCGUCUUGAAACGACAAGGUCAAAUUCUCUCCAAACCCCCCCCUCCCCCAAAGGUGCGAUUUGAUGAGCGCACCGAGCAUUUUUGAGUUGUGUAUUUAACGUGCCUUAAAGAAAACCAAAACCCUUAUUAUGUAGCAGCACAGUUUUGCGUGACAAUCGUUUCAGCUUUGAUUCUUUGACGCAAGCUGUUUACUUUGAUCUUGAGUUAUGGGGGAAUCUGUGUAGUCUUUGCUGAAUCAAAGCUAAGUGCUCGAUGGAAUUUGAACUUUUGUUUUAUCGUGUUGUAGGAAGCGCUUGAAAAAGCUCGAAAACUGGUAGAAGAGAAACGAAGGGUAGAAGAACAACAAAAGGAAGCAGAGAAAAAACAAAGAGAGGUGAUAGAGCGCUUACAACAAAGAAAGGCAGAGAAAGAACGCCGAGAUAAGGAACUGUUGGAAAAUGAAUCUAAACGAGCACAAGAGAUAUAUGCGAGCUUGAGAAAGGCACGAGAGGCGCUAAAAAAGAAAGAGGACGAUCAAAUGCAAAAAGAGGAGGCAGCAUGGAAGGAACAACAAAAGAAAGCUGACGAUGAAGAAAACCGAAGGAGAAGCUCUGUUAGUGUAGCGCGGAGGGAAGUCUUAAGAGAGCGAGAGGAGGCGAAGAGGAGAAGCAUGAUUGAGCCGACACGAAGGAAAUCAGUUAGUGCAAAACCACAGAGACCACCGCCACCCGUACCUUCAAGGUAUGCGUAUGGUGUCUCCAGGUUGUAAGUGUCCUUCAGUAUAUACUGUGGCUGUGUUAGUCAGAUCUCCGUACAUAUCAUUAUGGGAGACUGUUCCUCUAUUUCACGCGCCUCUUACACAUUAGAUUUCCUUGGAUUUAGAAGUAGCCUAAGUGCUCAUUUCCGGAUAAUUACAAAGCGAAGAGAAUUCUCAAGAGAAUACCUUGUGUAAAGGAUGACCAAAGCCAAAAAUGUUGAAAGGAAUGACUCGUUAUGACUGAAUUGCUGUUGUUGUUAUGUGUUAAAUAUUGUUGUUUAAAUCCACAGACCCAGUGAUGUCAAACCUGCGGCUCCCCCCAGACCUCCUCUGCCAAGCAAUACUACUCCUCUCAGGCCAAGAAGGAGCGUCAAACCAAAAAGUAAAAAGAACGUUAUCGAGUGGUUUCGGCAAGAAGAGCUAGCUAAGAGAAUUUGUUACGACGGCGAUCAGAUACUACCUUAUUUUCACGGUGAGAAUCGGAGCUUUGGGAUGUGUAAAUACUUAAAGCAGGUGUACAUAGACUGUGUGGGAGUCUGUAACUAUUAUCGCUGGGCAGAACAAUUACAACUAUUUUAUACUUUACUUUUUUUCAAUAUUUUGUUUGUGUGACUUCAGUUACUGUCUGCACAUAGACUGUGUGGGAGUCUAACUAUUCUCGCUGGGCAGAGCACUUUAGAACUACUUCAUAUUUUACUUUUUUCACUAUUUGUUUGUGGGAUUUCAGUUACUAUCUUCGGGAAUAAUAAUAAGACAUCAAACAGUCAGUUUACAUAAGCUGAGAUGUUGUCGACUACUAGUGUGUGAAGGAAAAGUUAUUUGCCAGUCGCAAAGUAGACCAACCUGUGAUGUAUCUUCUUUUUUUUUUCUUUUUCAGGAAUAAUCUCCCGACAGGAUGCUGAAAAUUUGCUCGUCAAUAAACCACCGGGGUCGUUUUUGGUUCGCGUGAGCGAGAGAGUUUGGGGUUAUACUAUAACUUACCGUGCACCGGAGCGCUGCAAGCAUUAUCUGGUCGACACCAGUGAAAACACUUACCAGUUUUUUGGCCACAAUCAGAUCGCUCAUGAGACUCUAAAAGAUUUAGUGGAAUUUCAUAAACAGAGACCAAUCACUGGAGUGGGACAAGAACUUUUGAAAAUCCCUUGUGGUCAGGACUGCAAUCCCCCAGAUUAUCAAGAGCUUCUUCCUCCUACACAGAAGUCUGAUUCUUUCUCCACAAAAUUUUAAUAGUCAACCAAUCAAGAGAUGUAUGGGGAGAGCAUCCAUGGUGCAUGUAGAAGGGACAACAGGUUGUUUAAAAGCCAACCAAACAUGGUUAUGUUGCCGACAGUGUGUCAGCGGUGAACACCUUACACUUCUCCCUACAUUUAGCUAUUGUUAGUUAUUUGCAUCAAAUCACGAUAAAUUUUCACGGGGUGGUUCAAAAUUUAUUUUCCUUGCUUAGCUUACCUUCCUUAGCCAUGCACUAAUUGUGUUUCAGUGGUCACUAUGAAAUUUAAAUUCCCCUGAGCUUUUUUCCACUCAGAAAGAGGUAUGGAAAUUGGGGCCUCCUUCCUUCCUUGAAAGUUUUUGAAACGGAUGGGUGUUUGCGUUCAGUGGUUUGUUGUCUCCUUAAUUUCUUCAUUAGCAGAAAGACCUUAGUUGUAAGUGACUAUUGUUUAGUUGAGAGUCAUUUUAUGAUUCCUCUCUUUUGCUUUCUAUUUAAUAUCAACCGAAGUAAAUUGUAAAAAAAAAACAAGCAAACAAUAUCAUUAAGCCCCAUUUGCAUCUAAAUGGAGCGGUGAGGACUUUUGAAAAUGAAGCAAAUAUGCCAAAUUAUAACCUUUAUAACUAAAAAUUUAUUAGGAAAUUAACGAAAAAUCCCUGAAAUUAUGCUCAAUUGAAAGAGCACAAUAGAUCUUUGAAAAUUCGUUUUAUAAUGAUUCCAGUUGAGCUGAACUGUAACAUUAAUGAGACCUGCGGCGUGAAGUAGAUAGCUUUAGCGUCAAUAUUGUUGCAAUUGCAAGGAAACCGAAACUAUUUUGAUGUGCACGCAAAAGUCAAAUACAUAGCUUUAAAAGAAAUAAACUUAAACAUGUGAAACUCGCCGAUUUUCGUUAAGAAAAAGAGAUGAUGUGAUAUUGCGAUAUUCAAUUGGAUUGGAAAAAAAUCUUAAUUUUAUAAUCAGAUUUGAUUUUACAACGCCCUUGUUUGAAAUACGUAGUGACCUCGUAUUGCAAUUAGUUCUCACUGACAAGGUCAACUUACUCUGUAUUUUCAGAUUACUUUAUUUUUCUUUGUUGAAACUUCUUGACAGCAGAGAAACUGAUUUGAUAAGCCUGUGGUUUAAAGGUCAAGGUACUUUUUAGUUAGAGGAUAAUCUUUCCUUCACCCUCUUUAUUGGGGGAACAACUUUGCGCCAAUAAUUACGGAUUUAAACUGAAAUCUUUCCUGAUGAUUUCUCAGCGAAAUCGCUGUUAUCCAACCGGGAAAGAAGUAUUUCAUAGCCCUGAAUAAUAAAUAAAGAGAAUCUG